Molecule: messenger RNA, 555 nt
Organism: Rhagoletis zephyria (snowberry fruit fly)
Lineage: Eukaryota; Metazoa; Arthropoda; Insecta; Diptera; Tephritidae
Source: RefSeq, a predicted model, not a curated record
UCGGUAUUGGCAAUCGACAAUCGACNGCAACAGCAACAACAAGUGCAGCAACAGCAGCAAGUACUGCAUUUGCAACAAAACGUGAAUUUGCCACAGCAACUAGAAAACCCAAAUUCAUUAAAAAAAUAUCGGUAUCAACGCAUCCCAGUAGCGUCUGGUAGAAAAUCGAAUUUUUUUAAAUCAACCACAGCAACAACAACUGGCGAAAAAAUGCAAACAAGCGACGAUGCAAAAUUUAUAAAAAAACGAUGGAAAGGCGGCACAAUUGAACCACAUCCAACAGAUAAGGCAUUAAUUGUCAACUAUCAACUGGAAGCGACGGUCUUCGGCGAACAAUCAAGCAAUCCGAUGAUUGAAGAGAAAAAGGGAGCGCUAAGAACCACACCAACAACUGCUCUUGAAUUCAUCCUCAGCCUGCCGAUCAUCGUCCUACUUGAGGAAAGCUUUGCUGCUAAAUCCGAGGAUGAAUUGGCGGCAAUAAGGCACAAUUGGGGAAAACCCGCAGGUAUACUACAGGCUAUGGUGUAUCCCAUCUUACUGAAAAAAAAUGAGUAA